AUGAAUAUAUUACAGGUUAAUGAGGCACGUGAUCUAGUUGCUGCAGAUACAAAUGGAUUUAGUGACCCAUAUUGUGUAUUAAAUUUAGGUUUACAAAAGAAAAAGACAAAAACAAUCAAACGCACAUUGAAUCCAAAAUGGGGUGAAACAUUUUUAAUGAGAGUAUCACCUAUGGACUUGAGAUUACAUGUUGUACUUUCGGAUUGGGAUGCGAUGUCCUCCGAUGAUUUCUUGGGCGAAUGUUAUAUCGAUUUGAAUUCGAUGAACGAUCAACCCACUUGGUAUACAUUGCAACCGCGUCCAACUCAUCCCGAUGAUUUCGUGAAGGGUGAAGUACUGAUAAAGGCGCGUGUGGUGUCGUCGAUGAACUCAGGUGGCGCGCGCGAAGCCAAACUGCCCACCAAUAUCAUCACAGAGGUGAACAACCGUGUCACCGCGUACGAAACGAACGGUGAGCUACUCGACCUGACUGGAAUCGGGCUGGAGAUGUUCCCCGAGUUCCUCGAGGAGCACGUUCCCGACAUUGUCAAUCUCGACCUCGGAUUCAACCAGUUCAAGAUGUUCCCACAGCUCAAGAUGUUCAAAAACCUGCAGUCGCUAUCGCUCGGUGGAAAUAUGAUAAUGACAAUUCCUGGCGAUAUGCUGGAUUUGCCGCUUCUCAAAACUCUCACCAUCAACGGUAAUCAGCUGAUUGCGAUCCCGCCGGAAAUCAAAAAGUUGGUUUGCCUCGAAAAGCUGGAUUUGGCAAACAACAAGAUCUCGGUGCUCUGCGAGGAGAUCGGAAUGCUGAGCAAGCUCGAGGAGUUGGUGAUCGCCGGUAAUCCGUUGCAGUCGCUGCCCCCGACUUUUUGCAAUCUUGGCUCGCUCGAGAUGCUCGACGCCAACGGCUGUCAGCUCGUCAAACUACCCGAAGAAUUCCCACAGAUGACCAGACUGCUCGAGUUGAAUCUCGGUAACAAUAAACUGGUGGAACUGCCUAGCUUAAUCGGUAGAAUGACACGUUUGGUCGUAUUGAAUAUUAUGGACAACAGACUGACCGACUUGCCACUGUCGAUCGGAUAUUGUUUUGGACUCGGAAAGAUCGGUGCCGGUAUCAACAUCGAAGGUAAUCCUAUCAACUCUGACGAGAUCAUCAGUAAAUACAAGAUUGGUAACGAUCAUCUGAUGGAUCAUUUGGAGAAGAGAAUGGCAGUGCAAGGCUAUACCCUACCGGAUCAGAAAGCGAAACAAUCGAAUAAUAAAGCAUUGCAAUCGAGUAAUCCAACAGCAAAGAAUCCAGCUGGCGUCAACAACUCGACAACCUCAACAACAACCUCAACAACAGCAUCUUCACAACAGCAACAGCAACAACAACAACCUGUAUUUCCAAAGCCAAUGGGUUUGGUUAGCAACAAACCAGCACCAACUCAACCGACCGCUGCACCCAACGCACAGCAAGAUAUCUUGACUAAAUCGAUCGCUCUCAAGAACUGGUCGAUAGCCAUUAUCCGUGGUGAAAUCAGACCAAAGAUAAACAAAGUGAAAACUCAAAUUCUCAGAUGUGUAAAUAUUCAAGAAGGUAUUUCAAUUGCCAAUAUGAUGAAAUCAAUGAAACCUGAAAUAGAAGCAAUUAAAGCAUUAAUUCCAAAUGCUUUUCCAACACCUGGAGUUCCACUCUCAGGAACCUCUGGUAAGAUUCACUCGGGUAAUGAUAAGCUGGAAACUCUAAAGGAUUUGGUUGUAGCAUCGAUCGACGACGCCGAUAUUGUUUUAGAUUCACUGUAUCAAUUGAUACCAAACUCCUCCGAUCCUCAUCUAAUUGUUGGUCUCGUUAGCUCACUCAAGAAGAUUAAAGAACUCCUACCAUAA
Heterostelium album PN500 is the source of this 1848-nucleotide messenger RNA. RefSeq names its product C2 domain-containing protein. Gene Ontology annotation, molecular function: protein binding. The record is from RefSeq and is a predicted model, not a curated record. NCBI's taxonomy places the organism in Eukaryota, Evosea, Eumycetozoa, Acytosteliales, Acytosteliaceae. Bases 1 to 1848 code for a protein of 615 amino acids. The transcript is spliced from 5 exons.